Molecule: messenger RNA, 2281 nt
Organism: Trachemys scripta elegans
Lineage: Eukaryota; Metazoa; Chordata; Testudines; Emydidae
Gene: GPA33
Product: glycoprotein A33
Exons: 7
Coding region: 253-1209 (318 amino acids)
Cellular component (GO): plasma membrane
Source: RefSeq, a predicted model, not a curated record
ACAAGUUCAUAACAUACAUUCCCUCAGGUACAGAACAGCAAGAGAUUUCUAUCUCUAGUAGUGAACCAGUUUGUCAAUCUAGCUGAAGGGGGUGGGGAAGAUGAGCAGAGUCGAAAGAGCAAGUGAAAAAGGAUCGGGGAAGUGAAUCCAAGCUACAACCGUGAGGCUGCACUGUUAGCCCAUUAACUAAAAUAAUUCAGCUACCAAGCAAUCCUACAGGGAAAUACUCUGUACGGAGGAUAAGGAGAAACCAUGAGAGCUACGAAGGGAUCUCAGCUGUUAAUGUUGAGUGUGGUUCUGGUGACUGCCCAGGCCCUCACUGUGAAUACACGCGUCAAGGAAGUAAAGGUAGCACAAGGGACUAACGCCACCCUCCCAUGUGAAUUCCAGACCACUGCUGCCACCAGCAGUGCAGACUUCGUUACCUGGAGCAAAACAUCUCCAGAGGAAGAUGUUGUCACAAGGUAUUUUGAUGGCCUUGAGCGCUAUGGGCAGGGUUAUAAAGAUCGUCUGCAAUUCCCUAGCACUCCAGGCACAGAUGUCAGCAUCACCCUCCGUGGGGUGACCAUGGCAGACAACGGAACUUACAGAUGCACUGUCCAACUGCGUGAAGAUUUCCCAACUGCCUCUGCAAACAUAGAUCUUUUGGUCCUUGUGGCUCCAUCCAAGCCAGAAUGUAAAGUCAUAGGGACACCAGAAUAUGGACAGACCAUCAACCUGACCUGCAACUCUCAGCAGGGGUCUCCAAAACCUGAGUAUACCUGGCAAAGCUUCAGCGUACUGAACCAGCCCCGACCACUGGUGUCAGCAUCAGGACAACAGAUAACUCUGAAGAAUGUCUCUGCAGACACCUCCGGCUUUUACAUUUGCACUGCCACCAACAGCGUUGGACAGGAGUUCUGCAACAUGACAGUCUCCAUUGUACCUCCAUCCAUGAACAUUGCCCUCUACGCUGGAGUCAUUGGUGGUGUAGUUGCUGCAAUCAUUGUCAUCGGGAUUUUGGCCUACUGCUGCUGCUGCCGGGGCAGCAAGGACAAGGACUACGAGAUGACUGAGCCAGGAGAUGGUGAGAAGGAGCCCGUCAGGAUUCGGGGACCAGCUGAAGAAGAGAUAGAGGAUGACGAGGAGGGGGAAUAUCGGACGAGUGGCAGGCCACAGAUGCCACCCACCAACAAACCACGACUAGAGAUUUCAUAUGCUGAGGCAUAGUCACCACCAGAGUAGAAAAGGCAAGGAAGAGCUGACUGAUUUAAGUAAUACUGUUUACUCCCGAGUGGUCUGAUCUCAGCUGUGGCUUAGACUGCAAGCUUCCAGGGACUGGGGUCCAUUUCUUUAAAUCCUCCUGGGAGGUGCCUAAUGCACAGUAGGUACCACUAUAAAUAAAUAAGUAAAUAAGACACAAUGUGGAACCAAAACUUGUUUCCCAGCACUAGAACCCUUGCUUCACCCACAGUCACCCACCUUUCCGCAGAAGGGUCCGUGUCAGGUUUAUUUGGGGAGCAAGGGGCAAAUCCCUCAAUGCCAAUUAGUCUGUAUCAUUAGAUCCAUGGAAGAUUUCAGAUUCAUUAAUUGAGGGUCACUGGGAAAGGGCAGACUGGUUAACUUAGGUAGUUUGGUAAAUGCCACAGGUUUCAGGCAAUAGCAUGCACUGUAUAAACCCACCGGGCACAAGCACAGUGGCAUUACCCAGUAUCGGAUCGUUUUAACUUUAAUUUGAUUUUGGGAAGCAGGCUAGUUUAGAAAAUGUCAGGUUUCUUCUUAAGCUUUCACUAAAUGGGGCUUUUGUAUAUAAUCAAAAAUAUAUAACAAAAAUAUAGAACAUGAUUGCAGUUGAUUGCCAGGAGACUCCGCUGGGAACAGCUAUUGCAUUGGUACUAAUGGGAUGUCUAAAAACAGCAGAACUGACCAUUUGAUCUUAUUUUUUGUACUUGCAAAGCUUUUUUGUACUGUAUAGACAUUGUCUGCAGCAGCUGGACUCUAAUCCAUAAUUGGCAGCUGGAAGGUCUAACAGCCAAUCCUUCACCACCUCACUCCAUUUGCCUCUGCACAGAAUAGACCUGUUCCCUCCCAAAGGGAUUCUAAAUGUGCAUUUUCAUGUCCCAUCCCAGAGUCCUCUAUCCUCUGCUUACUCCUUAACUCAGAAACAGAAGGGGCAGAUAGUGGACCAUCUGCCCUUCACACAUGUAGUGGUUAGGAGAAGGGAGAAAACAUGGCAGUUAGUAUCAGAGUGGUAGCCGUCUUAGUCUGUGUCCACAAAAACAAUGAGGAGUCCUGUGGCACC